Messenger RNA from Pelagomonas calceolata, 1223 nucleotides. The record is from the annotation of a GenBank genome assembly. Lineage: Eukaryota; Pelagophyceae; Pelagomonadales; Pelagomonadaceae.
CCGUGCUCGCAGUUCGCUGUGUGGUGCACUACAGGCCAGCAGCAGUGCGUCACUAAUCGCAGCGAUCAACGUUUACCCGUUAGCGCAUCAAUCAUGCUCCUUGCAACUCGACGCGUCAUCGCAACAAGCCGAUUGCUCUCGACGCGAGCUGGCGUCGGCCACAGCGGUCAUUUAUCCGCGGACAAUCUCAAGAACCAGCACGACGCGCCGGACACGACGACGGCAGGUCUCAGCGCCAAGCAGCGCUACCUGUUUGACCUGAACGGCUUCCUCGUGCUCAAGGGCGCGCUGUCGCCGGACGAAGUGAAGGCGGCCAACGAGGCCAUCGACGCGAAUAGUGAUAAGUUGCACGAGCGCAAGGGCCAGCUCCGGACGUCGGCGCUCUACGGCCGCGAGUCGAGCGCGCUGGCGGGCGACGGCGAGACGGGCCGCAUCGACGGCGGCGGCAUGUUAGGAUGGGCGGCUCCACACAGAGAACCGUUCCGGAACACGCUUGCGCACCCCAAACUAGUCGGCGCGAUGACGGACCUGAUGGGCGCCGGCUACCGCCUGGACCACUCGCCCCUCUUGCUGGCGAUGGAAAAAGGUGCCGAGGGCCACACGCUCCACGGCGGCGCCGUGACGGAGGCUGGUGAGCCCGCUUGGCCCUUGCGGUACGAGUGCGUCGGCGGCCAGAUGCGCAACCAGCUUCUCACGGUGUGCCUGCAGCUGACGCCGGCGCCAGCGGGCGCAGGCGGCUUUUGCGCCGUUCCCGGAAGCCACAAGUCGAACUUCCCGAUCCCGCCGGCGUUGGCGGACCUGGCGGACGAGGAAUUGGCCCAGUACGUGCAGCAGCCCGCGCUGGACGCGGGCGAUGUCCUGAUUUUCUCUGAGGCGACCUUGCACGGUACUUUGCCGUGGACCGCGGACCACCAGCGCCGCACGGUCAUCUACCGCUUCGCGCCGGCCGGGAGCGCUUAUGGUCGCGGCUACGUCGAAUGGCCCGCGGAGAUGCUUGCCGGUAUGAGCGAGGCGCAGCGCGCGGUCUGCGCCGCGCCUUAUCACCCGCGCAUGAAUCGGGUGUGCUUAGACGACGACGGAAACGCCGUAGAGCCGAAGCCGCGCGAAUCCUGGAAGAUAGAGUUCGACGAGAGAGUAUUUGGGCGGCGGUACUUCUAGGGCGACGGCUUCGGUGUUGCAACGUUGGUCACGUCGAGCGUUCAGGUAUUAUGUAUAUUAACAGC